AUGAAGAACAGCUCGGCUGCUCUGGGCUCACCCACGGUGAGCGUGAUGCCUCUCGACUUUGGCCACGUCGACUCGGCUCACCACGCCCACGUUGCCAUUGUCGGCGCGGGCCCCCGAGGAACGAGCUCGCUGGAGCGUGUAUGCUCGUCAGCAUCGGAGUUCCUUGGACCAUCCGGAAAGCUUACCGUGCACGUGGUAGACCCGUCUCCUCCGGGCCCGGGCAUGGUGUGGCGUAGAGAGCAGUCAUCGCAGCUCCUGAUGAACACAGUCACGUCGCAGGUCACCCUGUUCACCGACGACAGCGUGGUCUGCGCCGGGCCCAUCCGCCCUGGCCCGAGCCUGCACGACUGGGCCAGGGAGGCGGAACCAGACCUGGGGCCAGACGACUACGCCACGCGCUCCCAGUACGGCGGCUACCUGGAGUGGGUGUUUGGCGAGGUGGUGCGAAGGGCGCCGCCCAACGUCGCCAUCGAGGUGCACUCGGCGCUUGCCGUGCGGCUCAACGACGCCAUCGACGGCAGCCAGACGCUGACCCUGUCGACGGGCGAGACCCUGCCCGGGCUGGCGGCCGUCAUCCUCGCCCAGGGCCACCUCCCCCUGCACAUGGACCCUGAGCUGAAGAGGCUGGCCGACUAUGCGGCCGAGAACGCGCUGCGCCACUUCGCCCCCAGCAACCCGGCCGAUCUGGAUCUGUCCGUCAUCCAGCCCGGGGAGGCCGUCGUGCUCCGCGGCCUCGGCCUCAACUUCUUCGACCACAUGGCCCUGCUGACGACGGGCCGCGGCGGACGCUUCACCACCUCGCCCCAGGGCAAGCUCGUCUACCACGCCUCGGGGCGCGAGCCGCACAUGUACGCCGGCUCGCGUCGGGGCAUCCCCUACCACGCGCGCGGCGACAACGCCAAGGGCGCCUUUGGCCGCCACAUGCCGCUGGUGCUGACGGAGGACGUGAUUGCCCAGUUCCACCGGCGCGCCAACGCCGGCAACGCGCCCGACUUUUUCAGGGACAUUUGGCCGCUGGCCGCCAAGGAGGUCGAGGUCGUCUACUACGAGGCGCUGCUCCGCGCACGGCAAAAGGGCGCCGCCGUGCCCUCGCACUUCCGCCAGCGGUUCCUGGCCGCGCCCCACGAGAGCCGCCACGAGGCCCAGCUCCUCGAGGAGUUUGGCAUCGCCAAGGCCGACCGCUGGUCGUGGGAGCGCAUCCAGCGGCCGCAGGGCAGCCGCGCCUUCGCCACGGCGGGCGCCUGGAAGACGUGGCUGCUCGAACACCUGCGGCAGGACGCGCGCGAGGCGGCGCUGGGCAACGUCGACGGCCCGCUCAAGGCGGCGCUCGACGUGAUGCGCGACAUGCGCAACGAGCUGCGCCUCAUCGUGGACCACGACGGCGUCCAGGGCUCGUCGUACAGGGACCACCUGGACCGGUGGUACACGCCGCUCAACGCGUUCCUGUCCAUCGGCCCGCCGCGGCAGCGCAUCGAGCAGAUGGUGGCGCUCAUGGAGGCCGGGGUGCUGGACGUGCUGGGGCCCCGGAUGCGCGUGCAGGCCGAGGGCGGCGCCUGGCUGGCCUCGUCGCCCGAGAUCCCGGGCUGGACCGCGCGCGGCACCACCCUCGUCGAGGCCCGCCUGGCCGCCGGCGCGCGUCCCGGCGUCAACUCGGUCACGCUGACGGACACGGAUGCCGUCGCCCGCGCCGCGCUGCAUGCCGCCCGAUCCGAGAUGGACAAGGGUUGCGAGCCGGCCAUACAGGCUAGUUCGCUGCCCAUGGCGAUUGUGGCGUGA
Molecule: messenger RNA, 1776 nt
Organism: Metarhizium brunneum ARSEF 3297
Lineage: Eukaryota; Fungi; Ascomycota; Sordariomycetes; Hypocreales; Clavicipitaceae
Source: RefSeq, a predicted model, not a curated record